Molecule: messenger RNA, 3072 nt
Organism: Chelonoidis abingdonii (Abingdon island giant tortoise)
Lineage: Eukaryota; Metazoa; Chordata; Testudines; Testudinidae
Gene: NUP107
Product: nucleoporin 107
Biological process (GO): protein import into nucleus; mRNA export from nucleus; post-transcriptional tethering of RNA polymerase II gene DNA at nuclear periphery
Cellular component (GO): nuclear pore; nuclear pore outer ring
Molecular function (GO): structural constituent of nuclear pore
Source: RefSeq, a predicted model, not a curated record
CAGCUAGAUAUGUCUACCAUCCUGGGAACAGGAGGGAAAUCGCCUCAAUUUACACAUACUCCUGGAUUCUUUGGCCAUCUGUCUAUGGAGGUGCUUAGCAUACUGCCAUGAAGAUGAUGUCUGUUUCCCUGUCUUCACUGGUUCAGUGAGAGUAUCCUUCAGGGUCAGGGAAAAGACCUAAUGGCAAAUCAGUGGGACCUAAUGUGUAGUGUUGGUGAUGGUAGUCAUGGUGAUGAUUAUUAGGAUGCUUGCCAUUGUGAGAUGAUGAUAGCUCCAGUCUCUGUUACUCUCAGCCGGCUUGCUACGAUGCUCAUCUGGGUAAGUUACCACAUGGUCCCCCAGAAAUAACCAAAGGGAGUGAUCGCCGUGUCCCAUCAAACUUGGAUGACAGCAAUUGGACAGCUGCACUCACACCUCAGCAUACAGGAAUGUACACAAACCUUGACUUGUCCAGUGUGGCAGAAGAUGUCACCAUGAGUGCUGUUCUCUUGCGUGAGGAUGAUCCCGGAGAAGCCGCUACUAUGAGUAUGUACUCAGAGUUUCUGCAUUCGUUUUUGAAGCACACUUCAACUACCGUUUUUGAACUUGUAGAAGAGUAUGAGAAUACUUGUAAUAACCAGGUGAAUAUACUGGGGAAAAUAGUUUACCGAGCGACUCCUGGACAGCAGAAGUUUUCAAAGACUGCCAGUGUUCUGUGGCUUCUCAAGCAAGAGAUGGUAACCUGGAGACUACUGUCCUCACUUUACAGAGAUAGAAUACAGUCUGCCCUGGAGGAUGAAACAAUGUUUGAAAUUGCGGUUCUAAAUGCUAGUGAAAAGACAGCUGUAGACAUCUUGUUUCAGAAAGACUCAUUGGUUCGACAAAGCCAGCUGGUGGUAGAUUGGUUAGAGAGCAUUGCCAAGGAUGAAAUUGGAGAUUUCUCUGACAACAUUGAAUUCUAUGCAAAAUCUGUAUAUUGGGAGAACACUCUACAUAUUUUGAAGCAGCGACAGUUCAGCACAUACAUUGGAAGUACGCGUCCCCUGGUAACUGAACUAGACCCAGAUGCCCCCAUAAGACAGAAAAUGCCACUCGAUGAUUUGGAUCGAGAAGAUGAUGCCAGGUUACUCAAGUACCUAUUCACUCUUAUCAGAGCUGGGAUGACAGAUGAGGCACAACGCCUGUGCAAACGAUGUGGUCAGGCCUGGAGAGCUGCAACUCUUGAAGGGUGGAAACUGUAUCAUGAUCCAAACGUAAAUGGAGGAACAGAGCUGGAACCAGUGGAAGGGAAUCCAUAUAGAUGCAUUUGGAAAAUCAGUUGUUGGCGAAUGGCAGAAGAUGAGCAGUUUAAUAGAUAUGAGAGAGCAAUCUACGCCGCACUCAGUGGGAACCUCAAACAGCUUCUUCCAGUUUGUGAUACCUGGGAAGAUACAGUCUGGGCGUAUUUCCGGGUCAUGGUGGAUUCGUUGGUAGAGCAGGAAAUCCGUACAUCAGUAAUGACCACAGAGGAACUGGAAGAGCUCCCUAGAGAGUAUUUAGAAACAAACUGGACUUUAGAAAAGGUUUUUGAAGAACUCCAGGCUACAGACAAAAAGAGAGUUUUAGAGGAGAACCAAGAACACUAUCAUGUGAUUCAGAAGUUCAUUAUUUUGGGAGAUGUGGAUGGCUUGAUGGAUGAAUUUAACAAAUGGCUUUACAAAGACAGAAGUGUGCUCCCUGGGCACCUCCUUCGGUUCAUGACGCAUCUUAUUCUGUUUUUCCGCACUGUGGGACUGCAGACAAAGGAGGAAGUCUCUGUUGAAAUCUUGAAGACCUACAUUCAGCGGUUGGUGAGUGAGAAGCACACAGAUCUAAUAGCAUUUUAUGUCAGCCACUUACCUCAGGAGCUAGCUGUUGCUCAAUAUGCUGUAUUUUUGGAAGAUGUCACUGAAACUGAGCAACGUCACCACUGCCUUGAACUAGCAAAGGAAGCAGGUCUGGAUGUUGCAACCAUAACAAAAACUGUUGUUGAAAACAUUCGCAAGAAAGAUACUGGCGAGUUCACUCACCAUGACCUGGCACUAGAUACAGGCACAACAGAGGAAGAUCGCUUGAAGAUUGAUGUGAUUGACUGGCUGGUGUUUGAUCCUGCACAAAGGGCUGAAGCACUUAAGCAAAGCAAUGCUAUAAUGAGGAAGUUCUUGGCAUCCAAGAAACAUGAAGCAGCAAAAGAUGUGUUUGUGAAGAUUCCACAAGAUUCCAUAGCAGAAAUAUACAAUCAGUGGGAGGAACAAGGAAUGGAUAGUCCACUUCCAGCUGAAGAUGACAAUGCUAUAAGAGAGCAUUUAUGUGUCAGAGCAUACCUGGAAGCCCAUGAAACGUUCAAUGAGUGGUUUAAACACAUGAACGCAGCUCCACAGAAGCCUACUUUGCUGCUACAAGCAAGCCUCAUUGAGGAAGUCACCCAUGAACAUAAAGAGAAGAAGUAUGAGAUGGAUUAUGGUAUUUGGAAAGGUCUUUUGGAUGCUGUAACAGCUGAUGUGAAAGAGAAAAUGUACAAUGUCUUGCUAUUUGUUGAUGGAGGAUGGAUGGUUGAUGUCAGAGAGGAUGCUGAAGAUGACCCUGAACGAACACAUCAGAUGAUCUUGUUGCGAAAACUGUGCCUGCCUAUGAUUUGCUUUCUUCUUCAUACGGUUUUACACAGCACCAGACAGUACCAGGAAUGCCUGAGACUAGCUGAUGUGGUUGCUUCAGAGCGACACAAGCUCUAUGUGGUGUUUUCUAAGGAAGAACUCAGAAAGCUGCUACAGAAGCUGAGGGAGUCUUCUCUAAUGCUUUUGGACCAGGGUCUUGAUCCUCUGGGAUAUGAAAUUCAGUCAUAGUUCUGCCAUUCUAGUUAUUGACAGGAACUUUUGAAUGGCACUAUGAAUGGGAAGUCUGGACAUCCUGUUCUGUUUGAAAAAUACAUGAACUUUUGGGGUAAUAAUGUCUUUUGUAAAAUUAAACUCAGAUUUGAAUAUCUGUAAUUGAAAAAUCCUGACUAAAUACUUGAUGCAUGUUCAUAUACAGUCUUUUUUAAAAUGUUCUUUCCAAUAAAAUUGCUUUGUAAGCAGA